Tetrahymena thermophila SB210 is the source of this 555-nucleotide messenger RNA. RefSeq lists its product as hypothetical. The transcript is spliced from 3 exons. The record is from RefSeq and is a predicted model, not a curated record. NCBI's taxonomy places the organism in Eukaryota, Ciliophora, Oligohymenophorea, Hymenostomatida, Tetrahymenidae.
AUGAGCUUUAGUUAACAAAAGAGUUCAGAUACAAGUAUUGAGAAAACAAAUGAUCUCCUUAAGCAAGGGUUGAGGGACAUGAAUUAAGCAAACGAAAUCACAGAUUAAACAUAGAAAAAACUAUACGAAUAAAAUGAAAAAUUAGAUAAAGCAAUAGAUAACAUAGAUAAGUCAUAAUAAUCAAUAAAUAAUUCAUAAUAUAUUGCCAGAGGCAUGAAAUCAUUUUGGGGACAAUUAGUAAAUCUGUUUACCAAACCUAAAGCAGUUGAAUAAGAUGCUGAUUUAGAAAAAAUUCGUUAAAAAUAAUAGUAAUCUGCAUAGAAUACUGAAAGUAAUAAUGUAGGGUCUACUAAAAGUCAAUAAUAAGAAAAAAGUCAAAUUAGUAAAUCGCAAAUAGAGCAGUAAAAUGACCUCUUAGAUGAGAUAAAUAGCAAUGUAAGCAAAUACUAAAAAUAUUUUAAGUUAUUUAAUAUUAUUGUUAAUAAAAGGUUGAAUUGCUUUUAUAAAAACAAAUUGUAAUAGGAGAAGAAUUAAAAAAUUAAGAAUAGAAAUUGA